Trachymyrmex septentrionalis is the source of this 3910-nucleotide messenger RNA. Its product is annotated as zinc transporter foi-like. NCBI's taxonomy places the organism in Eukaryota, Metazoa, Arthropoda, Insecta, Hymenoptera, Formicidae. The record is from RefSeq and is a predicted model, not a curated record. Gene Ontology annotation, cellular component: membrane. The transcript has 11 exons. Gene Ontology annotation, molecular function: zinc ion transmembrane transporter activity. The coding region runs from base 462 to 2738 and encodes 758 amino acids. Gene Ontology annotation, biological process: intracellular zinc ion homeostasis; zinc ion import across plasma membrane.
CGGCCCGCGAAUGAAUACGAGCACGAGCAGUAUGAGUGAGCUGUGAGGAUAGAGGAGCAUCGCGUUGCGCAAACGAUCCGCGCCGUCGGGCGACCAGCAGGCCGCCAGUCUACCUAAGUCCAUCGUUCACGCCGUGCUAUCAUCUUCCUGCGCUAAGCGCUACAUUCAGAGUAGGUAUACUGUACUUGUUGCUUACGGAUGGGCCGCGCGGCGCAGUUCGUCACGGGGCAUAGAUAGAGGUGGGAUAUCGAGAUAGAGAAGGAGGGUGCGAAGAAGUAACGGCCGGUCGUGCGAGAAGAGAAGAGACGAGAAGAGACGAGAAGAGACGAGAAGAGACGAGAAGAGAAGGGAAGGAAGUAGGAAAGAAAGGGAAGACUACACGCACGGCUCUCCACGCCACGCGACACCUCUGUAUCGCACGCGCCGAUCGGUGCGGAUCAACGCAAGCCGGGAGGCUCAUCAUGUCACAUCAUAUCGUUACCGUAUGCGUGGUGUGUGUACUGUGCGCCGCACAUGUACCCUGUUCGGCGCAUACGAAUUUGUCGGUGAUGGCAUCGGAUAAUUCAACAAGUACCAAAAAUCAUUCGGAUCCACAAGGACAACCGUAUAUAUACUUGAAGAAUCAACAGCGAUACGAUCCAAGUAACUUCACUAGCAAUAAGCACGACGCUGUAAGAUCUCAUCCUAUUCAACGCAUUGACAGUAAUAGCAAUAAUAAUGUUUCGGUAACCAUUGACGCGAUAUCGACUGCAUCAUAUGAUACUCGUCUUAAGAAACAGAUGACGGAAAGCUUCAAAGGCGGCGGCAAUCUACAAGAUAUACGAUCGCCAAUUAACAACGCACGUGUGUCUGUAAAUUCGAGAGAUGCGGAACUGUUGGAACGUCUUGCUCAAACAGAAUUGGUGGCAAGUGUCAAACAAAAGUCUGUACAAUCUAGCGAAGAUUUACGUACCGUUAAUAAAUCUAGAUUAAAAAGAGAUGUGAAUGAGAGGUACUUCAUGCAGAAGAUCUUUGAGGCCUACGGAGAUGGAACGAGUAUAACUAUGGAAGGUUUUGAAAAACUUGUCCGGAAAUUGGGUCUACUAAGAUUAUUUGAUACGUUAGAGGUGGAUAGUGGUUCUACCACUGAUAGAAAUAAUAAGAAUUUUCCAAGUAAAGGCCUACACGAUGCAGAUAGUAACAAUAAUAAGGAAAGGUGCUUAAAUAGUCAAGAGUUGCUAAGUAUUGUUGCCCAAGAUACACACUACGUUUCUAGUAAUAACACGACGACAUUGCCUAGCUGGCUUUUCGAACGCGUGUGUCCGGUCCUUAUGUAUCAAUUAGCGGCCGAAUCCAGUUCGGAGAGAAACGGCUGUAUACGAGUACCCGAGAACUACAAGCAUGUCAUGCCAAUUGAUAAAUUUUAUACAACGGAGGAUUCGGCGCGUAAUACUGUAAAAGUCUGGGUAUAUUCAACAGUUAGUAUUUUCGUAAUUAGUCUUAGCGGACUGCUCGGCGUAGCAGUAAUUCCGAUCAUGGGAAAGAAUUAUUACCAUCACGUGUUACAAUUUCUAGUUGCCCUGGCCGUAGGUACUUUAACCGGUGAUGCCUUUAUCCAUCUAUUACCACACGCGAUGAUGCCGCUUCAUCACCAUGAAAAUGAUAAACAUCACGAACACGAACAUCAUCAUGAUGACAGUAACGCGUUAUUAAUCGAUCAUGUGAAUCUACAUAGUAUGAAUAUGUGGAAAGGAUUAGUCGCUAUGAUGGGUUUCGUGAUAUUCUUUUUCACUGAGAAGGCGUUAAAUGUGAUAUCCGAAUGGCGAAAGCAUUGGCAGCAUAAGAAAAAGUUACCUACGCGCGUGAGAGUAAUGAGGGAGAGUGAUGGGCCAAACAGCAAUGUUGUCGGUGAAAAGCUGUGUAAACACAAAUACUCUUCGUACCCGUAUUGUUACGGCGAGAUUGCUAGUGAAACUCAAGAUAAUCAUCACAAUCGUCGAAUAAAUCAUGAAAGACCACCUAUCAUCGACGAGGAGAAACCAUUGACAUCCAAUUGUAACUCUGUCACGAAAAUCGUGACCGAUGACAUAGAGAAAAAACCAAAAGAUGAUUGGAGAAUGGAUGAUCCGAUUGUAAAUGCUAAGAAAAAUGCCGAUGGUGUUGACGUAUCAUUAAAUGAAUCGGAGAGCUAUACCGUCAUUCUACGUGAACACGAGACCAAACAUCAUGGCCAUAGUCAUUCCCAUGGCCACGUACACUCGGCUCCCGAAUCAAUGUCCAAUGUGGCUUGGAUGGUUGUAAUGGGGGAUGGUCUGCACAAUUUUACGGAUGGCAUGGCUAUCGGGGCAGCUUUUUCAGCAAACAUCGCAGGUGGAUUCUCCACGGCUAUUGCUGUUCUCUGUCAUGAAUUACCUCAUGAACUCGGUGACUUUGCAGUGCUUCUGAAAGCGGGCAUGAGUACCAAACAGGCUGUUUUUUACAAUUUAUUGUCUUCAGUGCUUUGUCUGUUAGGUAUGAUAGGCGGAAUAUUGUUAGGAAGCACUUCCGACGCUACCAGCUGGAUAUUUGCGGUUGCCGCUGGAAUAUUUAUAUAUAUAGCAUUAGUAGAUAUGAUACCAGAAUUGUCGUCGAGUCAUUCCGCGGAAAGUGGUUCGCGAUUACAAUGCAUUUGGCAAACUUUAGGCUUAUCGACAGGCCUUGGAAUUAUGUUACUUAUCGCCGCCUACGAGCACGAUCUUAAACAUAUUUUCGACAACUAGAUUAAGUAAUUGCUCUCGUAUUAAUGUUAUAAAUGAAAUCUCUUCCUAUUACGUUCAAACUAUAGUAUCUCUUUGUGAUUUAAUCUCAUUAGCAAUCCUUCAGCAUGUAACGUUACAAUGAAAGUAAGUUCUCUCUUUCUUUCUCCCUUCCACUUUGAAAUUAUUUCUUGUAUUUCGAAAAAAAGAACGUAAUGGGAAGGCUACACAAAUUAGAUCGCGGUUUAGAUAAAACGACAAUAUCCGAACUCGGAUUGCCGAUAAAAGUACUUUAGAAAAACGAAAGUGUUGAAUUCUGAAGGAAUAGGAUUUCUAUUAGACAGAGUACCAGUAAUCGAAUCAUGUCAAGCAAUCGAAUUACAAACCGUGUUAAUUAUUUCCGAACCAACUUAUACUAAAGAUAUUCCCAUGCCUUUUCCGAGCUUGGAGAUUCAGCUUGGAGAUACUCUUAUCGGAUGAGCAAAAUUAAUUUUUCCAUCAUAAUAAGAUAAAUUUUUAAUUGUCUAGUAGCUAUGUAAAUAGUUAUCAAGAGACUGAACGAUUUUGAAACAAGUAACAAAUUUUUUUCUUUUGCGAAGUUAAUUACAUGUCAACAACAUUAAAUGUAUUGAGAGGGAGAGUCAUGUAUAGUAUUGUUUUACGAAAAAAAAACAUUAACUUUGUACAAGCUCUGUGUAGAUUGCACAUGGAACGUUUAGUACGAUAUUUUCGAUUAUUAUUAUUAUCUAGGUGGAAGAACGGUACAAAAGAGUAUAUUUAAAGAGUAUAUUGUUAGUUUGCAGCAAAUUUGUGAUAAUUUUGCAUAACCGAGUUACUUACGAAUCAAUGUAUAUUUCAUUAUAGAUACACAACUACAUUAUUACGAGACUUUGAAUAUUAUCAUGUUCUUACAAUUUAAAUAGAUUUAUCACUAGAUUUUUAGAGAUAAGAAUGUUCAGAAUCAGUUAUUUUUUUAACUGCUUGUUAUGUAUUUUUUUUUACAAGAGUGAAAAAAGUGCUGCACGGUCUCAAAAAAGAUUUAUCUCACAAAUCAACACGGCUUAGGAGAAGUAUCAUACAUGACAAUAUUUGAAACUUGUAUUUAUGUUUAUAAUACACGAGUGUUUAUUUUCGCCAAAUAUUAAUGAUAACAAUAAUAUUAAUAAUUGUAACGAUAAUGAUAGUAAUAAUUUUAG